This is a messenger RNA of Xiphophorus hellerii (green swordtail), 2186 nucleotides long. RefSeq names its product neural proliferation differentiation and control protein 1-like. Lineage: Eukaryota; Metazoa; Chordata; Actinopteri; Cyprinodontiformes; Poeciliidae. Gene Ontology annotation, cellular component: membrane. The transcript is spliced from 9 exons. Bases 223 to 1254 code for a protein of 343 amino acids. The record is from RefSeq and is a predicted model, not a curated record.
AGCUCCACUAUCUUUAGCCCUGCCGCGGAUUACGCUGCGCAGUGAGUGUGGGAUCAGUCGGACGGCAUCCCCUCUGCUCGGUUUACCGCUGCUGUCUGUAACAUCGCGCUUAGCUCUCUUUCUGCGCCACUAAAACCAUAAAGCAAAACAGAAACAGAAAUAAAGUGAUGGGGGAAUGACAACAACAUUCGUCGGUCCUCCGUCAAGCAGAAGACCCCCAGGAUGCUGCUGCUGUUUUCCAGUCCGCGGUGCGGCCACCAGCACCGGGCCUCGCUGCCGCUGCUGUUCGCCGCCGCUUUGCCGCUGCUUAUGCUGCUAUGUUACGUCCCCGUGAGCGCCAGCCUCCCAGCUCACAAAAAGUGCCCUCCGCCGAUAGACUGCGCCCGGCAGAGACGCCACCACUGCCACUCACCAUCGUCUGACUGCGGCUCCUGCCUCUUCCCGUUUCGGGAGAACGACGAAGGACGCUGUGUGCCGAAGACGCACCAUAAAAAUGGCAAAGUGAGGACCUUCACUGAUUUGGACGAAGAAAUAGAUUUCCUUCACUCCAUCAUAGAAAAACAGGAAGUGUCGAAGAUAAAAACAACAAAAAAUCAACCACAAAAAACUGGUUCCAUUUCCUCUCCGGCGGAUCUUAAGGACAGCAGGACAGGAGCAUCUGAACAAAAAUCCCAGAAUAAGAACCGACUGUUGGGGGAAAUCCCACGUAGCACCACGGCAGCUCCGAUACCCACGGGCGCCGCCUUUCCCAACACGCCAACCCCGCAUCCCAGGUUCACUGCAGCUGAUGGCCGAGCCGGCCCUUUAGUUGUGCCCCAUCCCAAAAAUGACACCAUCAUUGUCAUCAUAAUCUCGCUGUGUGUUAUUGUGGGCACCGUGUGUGUGAUCUUGGCUUCUGUCUGUUACGUCAAGCUGCGCACAGAAUCACGCCUAGCUGAGAAGGUGGACUACCCUGCUUUCAGAGGACCGAGCGUUCCUCCAACUCCAGCCAACGGUUCAUCAACACUUGAUAAGACACUGGCUGAAAAUGCUCAGAUGUAUCACUAUCAGCACCAGAAACAACAGAUGCUGUCAAUGGGAAGUCACAAGCCUGAACAGAAAGGGCUCGACGCUGAGGCCACAUCAGACGAAGAAGAAGUAGGAGGUGGCUUCACAGUGUACGAGUGUCCUGGACUCGCCCCGACUGGAGAGAUGGAAGUUAAAAAUCCUCUGUUUGAUGAUUCAACUCUGGAUUAUCAGGGGAUUCCUAAGUGAACACUGAACACUCGCGCGCGCAUACAAAAAAUUUCUCUGGAAGAAAGCUCCUAUUUUCUCUCUGCCUGCAUGGAAAUCGAGAAUGAUAUUGUGGAAAUGAUUGUUUUCUCAUCCGCCUUUUUAACACAUAGGCCCCACUAUGGCUUUUUAAUGCUACAAAUAUGUAAUCAGUUCCCUGUUAAUUUAUUCCUGUCAAUGUUGUAGAGAAACUCUAUCUUUUAAUUUAAUUUUUGUUGAUUUAAGUCGAAGUCAAGCUAGUGUUAGUGUUUUGUUCUGAGUGUUUGAUUCUAAGUUAAUCUCUUUAUUCUUUCUUUAUUUUUGCAGCUAUUUCCAAAGAAUACCAUAACAGAUGAUAUAUAUCUAUAUGUGUAUAUAUAUCACACAUAUACUUAGGAAUAUUCUACUAACGCAGAUACCCUCUCUAAUUUUGUUUUAACAGAAUUCAUAUCAGUUUUCUGUAAAAAUGCAUCAUAAAAUGGUCAUUGAACUGUAACUGCUGGUGUUGCUCGUGUAUUUUCCUGUCCUGUAGGCUGCACAUGAAGAUUUUGAGAUGAUAAAGUAUAGAUAUUAAAGUUAUAUAGGUGAAAAUGAAGUACUUAAUGCUGUCUUGCAUGGUUUGACUGUAUUGUUUUAGUCAUGGCGAAACUUCGAUGGAUCGUUCUGCCUCCAUGUGUGUGCGUCAUAUUGCCAAUGGAGGGAGGAAAAGUGACUUUCCGAGCACUUGAAUGAAAUUUGAGACAAGCUGUACCUCUAGAUGUUUUACUGGCAAUCAUAAUGAUCCUGUAGUGUCCCUCUUUCCAAUCUUUGGGCUCAAACUAUCUAUGUGCUGCAAAAUGUACAUACAAAGAGUGAGAUUGUUCACUUUUUAUAGAUAUUUGUACAUGCAGACUAAAGAUUGAAAAUUAAACUUUUUACCACAUGUGGAGGAAAAA